UCCGAGGAUCAGCCGAAGAGUCCUACAGCUGCCAAAGUUGAUCUGGUCUCGCUGGGGUCGUCGCAGCAGGAGGUGGAGAGGCCGGUCGGGGAAUCGACUGCUAUUGCUCAGGGGAUUCUGGGCUGCCAUUUUGCUCUCGUUGAUCUGGCCAAACAAGUUGCUGAGCAGGCCGAGUUCCUUCAGCAGACUGGGGAGGAUCUCCGAUUGUCAGCUGACCAGCCGCCGCAGCUUGAGAAGAUGGCUGUUCUUGAGAAGUCUUCUCGGGAGCAGUCGGAAAAGGUCAAGCUUCUGGAGGCCCGGGUAGAAACCUUGGAGCAAGACAAUUCUGCUCUGAAGGAUAAAGCCUCCAAGCUGCAGGAGAAGAUCAAGGCUGCUGCCAAGGAGAAGAAAGAUGCUGUGGAGAAGCUGACCAAGUUGAAGGCUGACGCGGAUAAGCAGAUGGUCAGCGAUAUGAAGCAGAUCAGGGAACUGGCAGCUGAUCGUGAUCAAAAAGUCCAACAGCUGGCUAAUCUUGAGGCGGCGGCUCAAGUAGUCAUCGACAUGGGUGAGGAUGAGGAAGCUGGUGGCAAGAGUCUGUCGGAUCGUCUUCGUGAAGCCCCCAGCGACUCAGUAGCUUCUUCUCUGACACCUCUAGGGAUUACUUGGCCCAUGCCUUACGAUUAGUUAAAUCUUUUCUCCCUUCCGUGAACUUGUCCUUUAUUGGCGAUGGGGUUGUCGUUGGCUGUUCAGAGGAGCGAUUCUCUGAAUAUGUUGCGGAGAUGAAACCCAUCGCUGAUAAGGUUAUCAGCGGCUUGGAGCCAGCGCCUGAGGCUUAAAUAUUUGCUGUAAUAUUCUUUUGGCUGGAUGUU
Molecule: messenger RNA, 848 nt
Organism: Panicum virgatum (switchgrass)
Lineage: Eukaryota; Viridiplantae; Streptophyta; Magnoliopsida; Poales; Poaceae
Exons: 3
Coding region: 238-663 (141 amino acids)
Source: RefSeq, a predicted model, not a curated record